Molecule: messenger RNA, 1794 nt
Organism: Exophiala bonariae
Lineage: Eukaryota; Fungi; Ascomycota; Eurotiomycetes; Chaetothyriales; Herpotrichiellaceae
Exons: 4
Coding region: 1-1794 (597 amino acids)
Biological process (GO): amino acid transmembrane transport
Cellular component (GO): membrane
Molecular function (GO): L-amino acid transmembrane transporter activity
Source: RefSeq, a predicted model, not a curated record
AUGACUUUCCUCAACAGACUCCGUCGCUCAGGAAGCAAUGAGGCUCAGGCGACAAGCACCGGCAUUAGCCAUGGCCAACCCGAGUUCAUCGGCGAUGGCGAUGUCAAAUAUGCCGUCGAGCAGAGUGGCAACGACUCCGGCCCUAGUUACCAAGAUGCAUCUGGAGCGCCAGUGGAGGUCAAAUCACCACUCGGAUAUUCGGUUGGAGGGGUUACAAUUCUGUUUCUGAACAUCAGCAUGAUGAUUGGCACAGGUGUCUAUUCUACUCCUGCUGGUAUCUUGAGCGGCGUUGGUUCGCCCGGACUUGCAUUCAUCUACUGGACCAUCGGCUUCCUCCUUUCCGCUAGUUCACUGGCUGUAUAUCUCGAGUAUAUGGCCUAUUUCCCAAACAGAUCUGGCUCCGAGGUGGUAUAUCUUGAACAGGCUUACCCAAAGCCGAGAUACUUGUUUCCAACAGUAUUUGCUCUGUGGAUGCUUAUUCUCUCCUUCAGCUCAAGCAACUGUAUCGUGCUUGCUGCGUACCUCUUCCAAAUCAAUGGCCACUCACCAUCUCCAUGGGAGUUGAAGGGUGUUGCGAUCGCGGCGUUCACCGUCGUGAUAAUCGUACUGGGCAUCAAUACACGCUUCGCAUAUCGCGUCUCAAACGCUAUUGGAGUUGUGAAACUUCUCACCCUAAUCUUUGUCGCCAUCACAGGCCUCGUGGUACUGGGUGGCCACACAAGAGUCGAAGAUCCAAAAGCAAAUUUCAGGAAACCAUUUUCUGGGACGUCAAGUCAGCCAUAUGGAUUGACCACAUCCCUAGUCUAUAUUUACUUCUCAUAUGGCGGAUAUAAUAAUGCCUUCAAUGUGGUGAACGAAGUCAAGAAUCCACUCAAAGCGAUCAAGAUUUACUCUGCGAUUUCCCUAUCUAUCGUCUAUGUACUCUAUCUUUUCGCCAAUGUGGCUUACAUUGCCGCCGUCCCUCUCGCUGAGCUCAAAAGCUCUAGGCAAACCGCGGCGUCACUGUUCUUCAUCAAGGUUUUCGGCUCCAGUGGCGCAGUCAAGGGCCUGAACUUUCUCAUUGCCCUCAGUGCAUUCGGUAAUCUACUAGCUGGGAACAUCGGAAUAUCUAGAAUCACGCGCGAAUGUGGUCGACAAGGCGUACUCCCUUACCCGCGGUUCUGGGCAUCGACACGACCUUUUGGUACCCCGUUCGGGCCAUACUUGAUCAAGUAUGUCUUGACGGUGCUGAUGAUCCUCGCUCCUCCUGCGGGGGACGCCUUCAACUUCAUUGUCAGUCUCCAGCAGUAUCCAUAUUCGGUUUUCAACGUCUUCGUGGCUGUAGGUGUCUACUUCGUCCGAAGCCGCCGUGCAAAACUCGGCCUGCCACGCGGAGAGUUCAGAGCUUGGGAUGUUGUUGUAGUAUUCAACAUUCUCGUGAAUCUCUACCUCGUUAUUAUGCCAUGGUACCCUCCGGCCAGCGGACGCAACGGUGGCAAUGUGAGCUUCUGGUAUGGCACUUCUACAGUCACUGGCAUCGCCGUCAUCAUUCUCUGCGUCGCCUACUACUUCAUCUGGAUCUAUGGUAUUCCAUAUUGGCGCGGAUAUCGCAUUCGUCAAACCACGAUCGUACUACAAGACGGCGCCAACACUCACACGCUGGUCAAAGUGCCACUGGAUCAACUUGCGGAGUGGGAUAGAACUCAUGAUCCAUCAGGUAAAUUGAUUGAUGACGAUAGUGGUCUGGAAGGGGAUGUGACCGGCGAUGGGCAAAGGAAGGGUGCCACAACUGUGGACAACGAACUCAAGGUCUGA